AUGGCGGAGUUGGUACCUUUUACGGUUCCCACAGGGGGUGACAAAACCUUGCUUGUGUGGGAACUGAGCUCUGGACCCACGGCCGAGGCCUUGCAACAUUCUCUGUUCACAGUCUUCUCCCAGUUCGGCCUUCUGUAUUCGGUCCGAGUCUUCCCAAACGCCGCAGUGGCCGGUCCUGGAUUCUAUGCCAUCAUCAAGUUUUAUUCAGCGAGGGAUGCUCACACAGCCCAAAAGGCAUGCAACCAGAAGCAGCUUUUCCAGAAAUCUCCAGUGAAGAUUCGUCUUGGCACCCAACAUAAGGCAGUUCAACACAACGCCCUUGCCCUAAACAGCUCCAGAUGUCAGGAAUUGGCAAAUUACUACUUUGGUUUCAAUGGAUGGUCAAAAAGGAUCAUCAAGCUUCAGGAUCUUUCUGACCCUGAAGAAGAAAGGGAAAAUGAAGAUAUUGUGGCGCCUCUUCAGAAGCAAAGUCUGAAGUUCUUCUGUGCUUUAGAGGUGGUGGUGCCAUCCUACGAGUGCAGAAGCCCAGGAGUUGGCAUGGCUGAGGAACCUUUGGAUAACUUGGAAGAAGGGCCAUUAUCACUCCUUAUGAAAAGGAAGAAAACCCAGAAACUUGCUAUUCAGAAGGCUAUGACAAAUGCAUUCCAGAAACUGCAGAUUGUGGUUUUAGAAAGUGGCAAAAUAGCUGUGGCGUAUAGAUCCUGUGAAGAGGUCACAGAUGCUAGAACUGAAGAGGAACUACAGGAUUUAAUUCAAGUCAGCUGCUUUUCCUGGAAGCCGUGUGGCCAAGGGGAGGAAGAAUGCCUCUCAGACUUAAGCUUUGAGGAGGAAGAGUUCACAGUGCCAGAACUGGACUAG
Rangifer tarandus platyrhynchus (Svalbard reindeer) is the source of this 858-nucleotide messenger RNA. NCBI's taxonomy places the organism in Eukaryota, Metazoa, Chordata, Mammalia, Artiodactyla, Cervidae. The record is from the annotation of a GenBank genome assembly.